Molecule: messenger RNA, 3092 nt
Organism: Haplochromis burtoni (Burton's mouthbrooder)
Lineage: Eukaryota; Metazoa; Chordata; Actinopteri; Cichliformes; Cichlidae
Exons: 8
Coding region: 281-1183 (300 amino acids)
Source: RefSeq, a predicted model, not a curated record
UGUGUUUCAAGCAUCAGUUCUAUAAAGUUAUAGCUUACUUGCAGUACGCAGAUACGGCCGCUAGGGGCUUCGUUUCCCCCAAAUUGAUGCUACUGACAGACCAAGAAAGGCAACACCCGCUGAAAGCCGAGGCUCUUUGUGCAAAUCUGUAAGCGUUCAUCCAGAAACGAAGUGGCGUUAAGCAGCAGAAUACACGGCUCAAUGCUGACAUGCAGCAGCUUAUAGAAACACAGCGUGCGCGCCUGUGAGGGAGACGACGACGUCCGCAGUUUGGCCUAAGAUGAGCAGCUCCGGUAAACGAGAGAGGGAGCAGAAGAGGAAACUGCAGCACUUCCUCGGUGACCUUGCUUUGCUCGGAUCCUUGCAGGGUUUUAAAUACUUCCAGCCUUGGCUCAGGGGGAAAGAGGAGUUGCUGCUGACAGUUGUUAAUGAGGAUCUGGGUUGGCGUUCCCCAGGCUUUAUGGUGUCCAGAGCCUCCUCCUACUCCUCCACCAGCAGCUGUAACAGCAGUGAUGUCUCUCCCAGCAGCAGCUCUCCCAGUCUGACCAGCCAUAGCAGCUCCCCCCUGCCCGGGGAGCCUCCGGGCCCACGAGGCUCCCGGUCACAUACCAAGACACAGCCACAGACUGCCAGUCACAGGGAGGCCUGCAUCGAGGAGCAUCUUCUCCCAGCAUCUCCCAGUGAAAGGGAGAUAGCAGUACCCGAGGUCAACUGCACUCUGUUUCUAUUGGCCGGCUACGUCAAAUACGGACGCCCCUACGCGUGGAUACGCUCCAAUCACGAGCGCCUAGUCAACAUCGGUGGCACAGAUUCGAUGGUCAAAGACACGCCCAUGAAACUCAAGUCCAUUGCAGACUGGCAGACGCGAGCAAUUCGUGUGUGGGACGUUGUCAGUGAGCUGGUGUGCCUCUGCACCGUUCCCUCUCCGUCCAACCCGUUCGCCCUGGACAUGCGUUACAUCAAAAGUCUUCCUCUCGCCGAACGCUUUCUUGUCACGGGAGCUCUCCUUAACUUCCUGGAGAUGUACGUGGUUUACGGCAACCGGGACGAGUUGCAUUAUGAUAAAGUGGUGGAAGAGGUGAAGCCUCUCAGGCGUCUUCAUGUACACUCCCUGCUCGAGUUGCAGCGACUUAGAGAGAGCUCCGGCAGCGCCGCGGUGCACGGCUCUUCUGCAGAAGAGUGAUUCUGAUUGUUUGCAUAUACUGUGAGCUACAUCAAGCUGGCCUUUUAUUAAUGUAGGAACAAAAACAAAACUAAACAAAACAAAAAAACCCAAAAAACUAGUAAUCCUUGUGAGCCAAAAGCUCAGAAAUCAGAGUGCUCUAUGUGCUUGGUGCUUCUGUUUGCAAGGGGCAGCCAAUCAAGAGAAAGAUGGCUUAAAGGGGGAGGGGCUAAAGUAUCUUGUUGGUGCAGAGGAUGAGGUGAGGGGCUGCACGAAGCCUAGUAUGAGAGAAAUAAGGAUUAUUUUGAACUGUAAAUCAUGCCAUGGUACAAAAUAGGAAGGAAGCAGAAGCAGGCUAUCGGGGAGCUCCGUAUCAUUAGGAAAAUUAACUCCAAAAUAUAUGGACUUCUUCACUUUUCCUCCAAAGUGAGGCAUGAAAUUCUCAAACGCUGCAGUAACCCAUGCAGAUGGAGAUGAAUCACCUUUGGUUGCAGGUGUCAGACUUUAACAAUUUUAAAGAACUAGAGAAAUAACCCUGGGAAAUGAGUCACAUGACUAAAAUUCUAAAUAAAUCCCAGGACAUCUGAACGUGCUGCCCCGUAACCCCUAAAACCUUCAAUCUCUUCCUCUCCACCCACUCCCACAUACUUAAAUCGGUUUUCUUCAGACCAAAUAUAGCAUUUUAAAACUGGAAGCCUGGAAACAGAAUGAUGAAUCGAGGGUCAGAGUAGUACGAGUACAAAAUGCACAGGCAAACAAAUGCUUUAUAAAAAACUUUUAAUAUUCCAUAAAAUACAUAUUUAAAUAUGUACGACAACAUAAAAACAGAACACUCGUUAAAUACAUCUUAAAAGCGGGCACAUCGACGCCUUUUCUGAGAUGAGGCUUGUGCCGUUUGUAAUUAAAAAGUCAGGUACAUCAUGUUAAAAUUAACCGAUAACAACCUGGUUGCACAUCAGUCAGGAAAAAAAAAAAAAAAACCUUCCCUGUUUAAAAAGAAAAGACAUUUUUAGCUUCGUUUUGGUCAGAAAACAGAAAAUGGAGUUAACAGUAACCUCUGGCUUCAUCAACAAUCCUCCUGUCGCUCAUGUUUGUAAACCUAGAGAUAAAAAAUUACCAUCAUGGCACAAGUUACGCAACACGGCACACGUGUGUGACCAGAACGGUCACUCUAGAUGGACUCCGGCACCUUUUAUGGCUUUUAUUGAUGUGAAGGAGCAAUUUAAAAAAAGCACGGCGUGCUGUUUACUGACAAGGCUGCUCAAUAUGCAAAGUCACGGAUGGACAAGAAGAAUUUGGGGUUUUUCUAGGAAAGAAAGGCGCCGCCACCCUUCAUCUCAAGUUUCCCCCCCUAUUUGGAAUGCAGGUGCAUGGCCCGGCAUUCCUCAUGCAGGCUUCACACAGGAACACAGUGUUCCCAGUGUGGGACACAAACAACCAGCAAGUCACUGCUGAGGCUUCCCCGCCCCUCACAUAAAUGCUAAUUAUUUAUUGCUAAAGACAAUUAGGACCUUUUUUUGUUUUGCAGGUUAAGCAGAGACUUUUUAAAAUUAUUAUUAUUAUUAACACCUCUAUUCUGAUAAUGUCCAUUUUCCCUCCGGCAUGCAUUACACUGAGAACUGACCUCAUAUCAAUAAAACUUCAAUUUCCUGAGUGAGAUCAUCUUAAAAAGGACUCGAAUGUGCUCAGACUAAUUAUGCAUAUCACAGACUUGGUGGGGAAAGGAAAAAACAAACUAAACUUUACUUUGGUAUGACAUGCCUGCAUUGUCUUAGUCGUCUUAAAUUUGUUCAUCCAACUACAAAAGUAGGGGAAAAAAAACAAACACUCAUUAAUGGAACAGGCUGAAAAAGAAAAUAACUACUUCAUGACUCUGUCACAUGUGUCACUUAAAUAUAAAUAAAUCUCGAAAAAAAAAAAAAAAAAAAAA